CCCCCUCGGUCCUCGUAUAAUUUGCUCUCUCAAUUCUUCUUGCUCGCGACUUCUCAUACGCACAUAUAGAGCAAAGCAUCGAGUGUAGUGAGAGGAAUACAUACAUACACAUACAGAGCAAAGCAUCGAGUGUAGUGAAAUGGAAGGACUAAGGAAGCUAGAACAAGUACAGAGGACACUAUUGUUGAUGCACUCGCAUGGCGUAAUCAAUUCUUCCAACGGAAACGCCGACUCCGAUCGCUUCGUCGCUAAUCUCAUCCUCUUUUUGUUACAACCUUGUGGUGAACUUGACAUGGAUAUGAAGUGCCAAUUGAUUUCUGAGCACUUGUCCAAGAUUUCGGCUGCGUUUCUUGAGGAAGCACUGCUCUGGCUUGGUGGGGAAGGAAAUGAACAACUUGAAAAUACUUCCCCACUUUUUCAUGACAAUAAAGUAGGUUGUGCUUCAUCACAAAGUGAUUCUGAAGACAUGGCUAUGGUUGGGCUGGAUGCAAUGCAACGAGCAAACUCUACCCUAGAAGAUUUUUGCAGAUCUUAUUUUAUGUUUCACGAAAUGGAUGUAAAUAAGCCACAAUCAAUAUUCAGAUAUCUCCCAAUGCUUUCAUUUACAGAAAGUUUUAUUUAUCAGUUGGAUACUUUGAACGAGAAACUACUGCAAUUUCCAGCAAUUGGAGUUCCAAUUAUAGGAGGAGGAUCUGAUGUGAAAGUUGAACAGAGCUGUAUUGUUAAGGGCAUGAAACUGCUCGGAACAGAUCCCUUUGGACCGCUGCUUGUUAUACUUGCACAUCAUGGACUUUUGACUGAGAGGAUACGAGAAGAGUUUAGGUGUGGAGAAGAAUAUUGGGUUCUUGAAAGAAAGCUCUGCUGUGCACUAACAAGCAAAAUGGAGAUUUCUAUCGAAGACGUGAUAAGAGCUAUUCAUCUGAAAUCCUUUGAUUAUCGGGUGCUGAAUCUUCUGCUGUAUCAGUUGAGAGGAGAAAAGGUAAAUGAAUUGCAUAUGGAAUUCCUAUCAAUCUCUGAAUUCCUCGUAGAGGUAUCUGAUGAUUUGUUUGACUAUGAGGAUGAUGUGUUGGAGAAUAAUUUUAAUAUUUUACGCAUGUUCGUCAGAAUAUAUGGAACUUCCACAGCACCAACCAUGCUGGCAAAAUACAUAACUGAUGCUGAAAAGAAGUACAAACACCUAUUGGAAGCUUUGGAUUCUAAACUGUCCAUGAAUUACCAGAGAAGAUGUGAAGAAGCCACAAGAGAAGGUGGGAAAAUAUCCGGACCAUCUCUUGGAACAUGGAGUAUACCACCUGUAAUUGAAGAUGAGGAUUUAUAUCGAUCUGAUUUAUUAAAUUCUAGGUCAUCGGUUCUGGCAUAAGGUUUAAUGAAUCUGGGUCGAAAUCGUUGUUGCAGUUUCUGCAAUCUAUUCAACAGAGCCUGUGAUGGUUACUAGUGGCCAUAAAAGUCCUGUGUGUAUGUGAUGUUCAGAUUACUUUACUUUUCCGAAGGGUUUUGCUACUGCAAAAAAUAAUGCUUACAUUUGGUGCCUUUUCUCUCGGAAUAUUCUGAAACUUUAAUACAUAUGUUUUGCGACUUUUGAUUUAAA
Cornus florida is the source of this 1588-nucleotide messenger RNA. RefSeq lists its product as uncharacterized. The record is from RefSeq and is a predicted model, not a curated record. Bases 140 to 1360 code for a protein of 406 amino acids. The transcript is spliced from 14 exons. NCBI's taxonomy places the organism in Eukaryota, Viridiplantae, Streptophyta, Magnoliopsida, Cornales, Cornaceae.